This is a messenger RNA of Amphimedon queenslandica, 489 nucleotides long. RefSeq lists its product as uncharacterized. The coding region runs from base 1 to 489 and encodes 162 amino acids. The transcript has 4 exons. The record is from RefSeq and is a predicted model, not a curated record. NCBI's taxonomy places the organism in Eukaryota, Metazoa, Porifera, Demospongiae, Haplosclerida, Niphatidae.
AUGGACGUGUACGCUAAUAAAAGGAUUCCUAAGCCGAUACCAACUGCUACUCUAACUCCAACCAGUUCACAUGAUCAACAACAAGUAGCAGUGGAGCUGCACCCAUCUCGUGUGACCCCGCCUACAAGCUCCGCCCCUUUAUCAGCUACACUACCAACUCCUCAUGCUCAUUACUCUCGUCCUUCCCCUACAGUCACUGCUGAGACCACACCUCUUAGAGAAGUAUCACCAAGUUUGACGGUUGCUAAUCAUCAAAGAUUAUUAAAUUUAAUAAAAGACGAUUGGAACUGCCUAGAUCUGAUGAUGACUACUCUAGAGGGUAUGGUGUCAAAGACCCAGCGAUCAUUAAUGACACUAAAGGAGAGAAUACACUUGGUAUCAACACUGACCUCAGCUCAUAAUAUGUACAAACAAUUUGAAGUAACUAAUAUACACACACACCCACACACUCAUAAUGUAAUGUCAUGCAUAAUUAAAGUCUGCAUGUAG